Messenger RNA from Dioscorea cayenensis subsp. rotundata (Guinea yam), 678 nucleotides. Its product is annotated as enhancer of rudimentary homolog. Bases 144 to 455 code for a protein of 103 amino acids. The transcript has 4 exons. Lineage: Eukaryota; Viridiplantae; Streptophyta; Magnoliopsida; Dioscoreales; Dioscoreaceae. The record is from RefSeq and is a predicted model, not a curated record.
AUUUUCUCUUGCUAAGGAUUUCAGGAUCGAGAAUCCGAUUUCUCUAGUGUUGCGUUCCCUUUCCUCGUCUUUCACCAAAACUCCAGCUUUGUCUUUCGAUUCUCCCAGCUCUCGGUUGCAGAGGGCUCGAUUUCGAUCCAAUCAUGGCGAACAGGCACACGAUUAUUUUGAUGCAGACAUCUCAGAACAGAGCAACAAGAACAUUUAUGGACUUCGACUCAAUUAGCCAAGCGAUGGAUGGUAUAUGUGGCUUGUAUGAGAGGAAACUCAAGGAGCUUAAUCCUACCAUCCGAAACAUCACUUAUGACAUUGCUGAUCUCUACAACUUCAUCGAUGGCCUUACUGAUCUGAGUGCAUUGAUUUAUGAUCACUCAAUCCAAGCUUACUUACCCUAUGAUCGGCAGUGGAUAAAGGAACGAACUUUCAAGCAUCUAAAGAAGUUGGCUUCUCACUAAAUAUUCGAAAACUCUGUAUUCACUACUAGUGUGCGGCCUAGAAGUGGUUUGUGACAUGUGGAAUUACUACUGUUGUGAUGUUGCUGCUAAAAGCUUCAAAUUUCGGCCAUGACUUUGAUUGCCAAGUAUUUUAUACCCUAUGAAUGUGGAUAUGUGAUUUGUUUCUCGUCUGCUAAUAUUUUGGACAAUGGAUAAAUAGAGGGCUUUUACUGUGUUUUACUUC